This is a messenger RNA of Wyeomyia smithii (pitcher-plant mosquito), 7218 nucleotides long. RefSeq names its product ras GTPase-activating protein raskol (gene raskol). The record is from RefSeq and is a predicted model, not a curated record. NCBI's taxonomy places the organism in Eukaryota, Metazoa, Arthropoda, Insecta, Diptera, Culicidae. Gene Ontology annotation, biological process: regulation of GTPase activity. The transcript has 9 exons. Bases 1855 to 6201 code for a protein of 1448 amino acids.
UACGCUUCGGAUCGUGCUGUUUUGUAAUAAAGGCGGUUCUGAUCGGUGCGGUUUAAUCGGUCGAACGUUGUAAGCUGCGCACGGUUACAUACCUACUAAGCGCGAGUCUGUGUACCUGCGGUGGAUUGGCAGAUAUCAGAAUUGACUUAGCGCACCAGUGUUUGAUCGCGCGCGAAUGCUGUCUGUGAGGCUGAUUUGUCGUGUUUCGUCUCUGCGCUGCACCUACGUCCUACGUUUCGUUUGUUUGUGCGCUUUCGUCUACCGAUGAGGUUGGCGUACCGCUGCCAGGUCAGGUAAAAAAACGUGCUUAUCACAUUCGAGGUGAAGUCGUGAUUUUUGUCAAAUGUUGAUACAUGCAAGGGCAGUCGGAGUGCUGAGGUUGCGGUGUAGAUAUUUUGUGUGACGAUAUGAACGUUGCAAGAUAAAUUUCUAGUUUGUCAUGUGGUGGAAGAUUGUGGAAGUGUGUGGCUAAAAGGUUUCCAAACCGAAAAAUAGCGAGAAUUGUUUUUGAAGUGCUAAUGAAAUAUAUGAAUAACAUGUAAUGAAAAGUACAUAUAGAAAAAGUGUGGCCAGGGUUAGCAAAUACAAACUGUGAAAACAGCAAUAAUCAUGACAAUCGACUGAAUCUGAAGCGGUUCACGGGUUGCGAUUUUCUCGUCUGCGGUGAGAUAAUGAAUAUUGAUCCAACAGAAAGCGGGUUGAAUUUUGAUUGGCAGAGGGAAAAACUCUCUUUUUGUGCGGGUGUGUGGUUGCUGCCGCAGAUGUCAAAAAAGCAUGAAUAGUUCGAAAAUGAAAUUCACUGAGCAAUAAACAGCACCUGCGUCCUCGUUCGUUGCUCUGAACUCUGCUCCUUCGUCGCUAGUGACGAGAUUGAUGAACACAAAUGAUUCACCCUUGCCGGCAGAAGAUUCCAGUGAUAUCGUUUUCUCACACCCGGCCGCAUCGCAGCAUCCCGCGGAAGGAAACGGCGAGCCUCUCGUGGAAAUAGCGCUAUAGACUAGACGGUUAAAGAGCGGUUAUGUAUAUAGUCCGAAAAGGUUUCGUACAGUGUCAUUUGCGGACGUGAUCAAGUGAGCAGGCGGCGACAGGAAGGGUCAGUUGACGGGACGACGGGGCACGUAAAGGGAACUUAUCUUAUCGUGGUGAGGUGAAAGGGGCCUAUCGAUUUUCUCGUUUGUUUAGAAACGGCUGAUUUCGCAGGUGAGCGUAUUCGAAGCGAUUCAGAAGCCAAACAAAAAAGUUAAAGGAGAGCGAUACGAGUCUGUAGUUGGUGGAAGCACAUUUGCGCGUUGAAAAAAAAACACGCAGUAUCGGAGAGGAGAGGUAAUGACGCGAAAUCGAAAGUGAAAUUCCAUAAAAAGUAAGAAAUAUUAAUGAGAAGGUGUGAGUGGCUGCGUUUGUAGCAAAGGUCAGCCGAAGUAGUAAGAAAAGAGGAAAAGUGUGUCAUCGAUCAAUUGCAGCAUUUAUGUGAAGUGGUGGGGGAAUAGCGGAACAAAAACAGAGUAGUGAACACCUUUUGGUAGUACUCUUUUGCGGAAUGGUUGCAGGAUUUCUGGUCUGAGUGAAGAGUUGCUGUUUAUGGUCAUCAGCGCUCGAAAGCUGUCACCUACCGGACAACCGAAGUCAAAGUGAAACUUCGUCAUCUGCGGGGGAACAGAAGAAGGUUGAAAGGAGCAUGAAGAUAUGUAAAUGUUUCUGCUUACGAAACUGGAAUUCGGUUCGGUUCGCAAGCGAGAUAUAAGUCAGACUUAAAUAAAGAAAGUUUAACGCGAGAAUAAAAAGUGAAUUGAACAACAAUUACAUCCGUCAUCGUUUGAUCCGACGAAAGUUUGAAAACAGGAAAUAGUCAUCAAGAUGAUGCGCCGAAGAGUACCCAGUAAAUUCAACAACAUCAAUUAUCCCAGCCGUGUAGAAGGUUGGUUGGACUAUUGUGAAACCGAAGGACAAUCCACACGAUCAUCCAACCUACCCUGGGGACCGUUGUAUUGCGUCCUACAGCAAGACGAGCAGACCCUCACAUCUUACUGCAGCGAAGAGCUUUCGAUUUUGCCAAUAACACCGAAACGAGAAGUGAAGCUGACGGACGUUUUGUUUGCUGAACUGCCGCGCGUGCGGCUCGAUUACCCACCAAAGCACCACCAGCUGAAGCCACUUUGGCAAACGCAUCACGCGACGUUGCACGAGGAACCGGAAGAGGAGAACGAUCAGUACAUACAGCAAAACACAACGCUCGGGAGCAUUACAGACACAUCCUAUGAAAAGGCAUGCCGCAGAGGGUCGGCACCCAGUACCCCGAUCUUGGGCCAGAAGUCCGAAUCCACAUCCCGCUUCACUAAUUUCUUCUCAAAACGUUCCUUCCGAUCGAACCCGCUGAAGCGAACAAAAUCAGUCACCAAGCUGGAGCGUUCGAAGCGUGGACAGGGUGGCUUACGGGGUUCCCGAUCACACGAGAGUCUGCUCUCCAAUCAUGCUGUGAUGUCCACCAUCGACCUUUCCUGUAUCGGUGCGAUCGGAGUGGUUCCAGUGCACGCUUCAGUGCUCGGCCGAAGACACUGCUUCCAGGUACGGGGCGGUCCACGUGGUGAGCGGUAUUACAGCUGCGGGUCACGACAGGAGCGGGAUCUUUGGAUCUACAGUUUACGCAAAUCGAUUGCACCGAACGCCGAAAACACCAGACGAACGGACAAUUCGCUCAAAAUGUGGGUGUAUGAAGCCAAAGCACUGCCGCCAAAGAAGAAAUACUUUUGCGAGAUUAACCUGGACAAAACGUUGUAUGGACGAACAUCCAUCAAGUUGCGCACGGAGCUACUUUUCUGGGGAGAAUACUUUGACUUUCCGGAUGUGCCGGAUAUAAACGUGAUAACGGUUAACGUUUAUCGAGAGGGUGAAAAGAAGAAAAAGCGCGAUAAACACGCACUUGUGGGUUGUGUAAAAAUUCCAAUACACGAAGUGACUUCCAGAACGUUUUCCGAAGAUUGGUACCCGAUCAUUGCGGAAAAGCAUGAUAGCAUCAGCAAAAACUCCUCCAAAGAACCCAUUCCUACGUUAAGGAUAAAAUGUCGCUUCCAAAGCAUAGAUAUUCUUCCCAUUGGAGUUUAUCAGGAAUUUCUGGACUACCUGAAAGAAAACUAUAAGAAAGUUUGUGAAGUGUUGGAGCCAGUAAUCGGUGUGAAAGCUAAGGAAGACAUUGGCCAAGCGCUGGUUCUGCUAAUGCACGCACAGGGGAUGGCAGCGGCUUUUCUGACGGAUGUGGUCGCUUUGGAUUUGCUUCGCGUUGGUGAUCAACGGUUAACCUUCAGAGGGAAUUCUCUUGCUACUAAAAGUAUGGAGGCGUUCCUCAAACUGACAGGCGAACAGUACCUUCAGGAUACUCUCUCCGCUCCCAUAUCGGAAAUAAUUUCGUCAGAUCGCGAUUGUGAAGUGGAUCCCUUGAAAGCUAACGGUUCCUUAUCACGUCAACAACAAGCAUUGAGAAAUGCAGUGAAAACUGCCUGGAGCAGCAUUGUAGACAGUGGCAAAAAUUUUCCUGUCCAGCUGAGAGAUUGCUUCUCAACAUUCCGCGAGCGACUGCAGUUGCUGGAUCGUGAAGACAUGGCUGAUAACCUAAUUAGUGCGUCAAUUUUCCUACGCUUUCUCUGCCCGGCCAUUCUCUCUCCUAGUCUAUUCAACAUCACCAAUGAGCUUCCAUCCGCGCGUGCAACUCGCAAUCUGACGCUUGUGGCCAAAACUCUUCAAACUUUGGCUAAUUUUACGCGGUUUCAAGGGAAGGAAAAUUUCAUGGAAUUCCUCAACGACUUUCUCGAGCAGGAAGCACCCCGAAUGAAACAAUUUCUCCACAGUAUUUCAACCCGCACCGAAACCCCACUGCAAGAAAGUAUCCUCGAUUGGGCCGGUUAUAUUGACCAAGGCAAACAACUUUCCAUUCUUCACACUUUACUUGCCGAGAGUAUUCAGAAAUUACCAGCUUCGAAACAAGUUGAUCUGCACCCUCUUCCUGCGAUUUUAGAAGCAAUUACUAUUGCCAAAGAAACAAACAACUUCAUCACCACUCAGCAACAGAAUCCUCAGCCACAGCCUCAUCCAAAUCAGGAGAAUCAGAACACAAUAACCGUACCGGUUAAACCAACUGCCGAAAGAGGAAUUAUUCGUGGUGUUUUGACUCCAACCUCGCUAGAGAAGAACAUCUUUCGUUAUAAUGAUCCGACAGUACGACCUUUGCUGAGUCAGAACCAAAGCAUGAACUCACUGCAACACUCACACUCCACUUCAAGUAUUAAUUCUGCAACCAAUUUGCACGUCGUCAAUGCAAACAUUCAACAUCACAAUGUUUCUAGUACAAAUUCCAACGAGAACAAGUAUCAGUAUCCAAUUGGCAGUAUUCGGACCUACGGUACAGUUUCGCAGUACUAUUCAAACAACUCGAGUAACAUCGGCAGCCUAAAAAAUGAGAAAGAGAAAAGCCCUGUUUUAAACUGCGGCAUUCGAGCGAGUACACUGCCCAGAAACAACGGCGUCACCGUUAGUAAUGGUAGCAUUAGCAAUGAAGCGGACGAGCAUGCCAACGUGAACAACCUAAUUCAGAUUGGUUUCGAUCCAAGUAAUCCCUUUAACCGAAAGAGUCCCACCCCGCUGCUAAAGUCGACAGUACAUAUCAACGGCAGUCGAAGCCGAAACCUGAAUGGCUCCCAGCUAAGUUUACUUUCAGAUCUAGGUAAAAAUCCGCUUAGUCUCGGGAUUCCGCACAGCGAUAUGGUAACGAGUAGCACUCCUACUCCGGCCGCGCCAGCGUCCAAUCCAUCCAAUAUGCCGAUGAGCUUGGAUGAUCUGGAAGAUCUGCUUAACUACGCAGACGAACAGGGAGUUACGGAAAACCAGAAGGGAGGGAAAGAGCAACUGACCGGCAAAGGGAGCAACAUAUCAAUCGGACAAAUAUCUAACAUUUGUAGUUCCGGUUACCAAAGUAUCACGACGCAAUCUCAAAGCUCGAGUCCAGUAGAGCUAGGCCAGCAGCAAAUCGAAUACGUAACGAACAAGGUUCCACCUCCGAGAAAGAUGAGUAACAACAAGUACGGAUACAUUAAUCAGCAACGUUACGCGCCAGCCAGUAAUACGGCCACCGUCUCCAGUUUAACAAGCAUCAACAAUAACAACAAUAGUAAUGAACAAGAUGGUCAAUAUGGUCCUCUGGGAUACAAAACUGCUUUAUAUCACCAAAGUACUAACGUGAUUACGGGAACUGCUCUAAAUGCGUACAACAACAACCUAAUCAUUGGUUCGAAUGCCGGUGCCGGUGGCACAGGCGGAGUUAGCAGUGUGUAUAAGAAUCAUCUCAGCACGAUUGGAAGCGGAGGUAAUUUGCACACCUCCAGCAGUGAUGAAAGGUUGAGCAACAAUGACAAUUACCGGGAUAUGGACUCGUUAAAUGCAGGCAAUGGAAAUACGUUUGAAGGCUUUGGUGGGUUGCACGGACGACGACUUGGGAGCAGUCGGAUGCCGCGAACUAACCCUUUAAUGCAGUAUAAACGCGAGGAACCUUUGGAAAUGCAACCGGUUAGCAGCUACACUAGCGCUAACAAUAGUCGGGAUCAUCACAAUCACCAUCACAGUACCAGUGGUGGAGGAACAAACAAUCGUUACCAGCGUAGAAUGAGCAUUGAUUCGGGUCGUACACUUUCUGACAGCUCAACCGACACGGAAAGCGGUUCCAAACAGCUUCCAUCAUCUGUUGCUUUCAACGGUCACGUUGGAAUCGUCGGAGGUCUCGGCAGUCAUCUGGACAAUAAACGCCGCCAUCAUCGUACCAGCACUAGCAAAUCUGUCGAACAGUGCGAACGGGAAAUCCAACGACUUCAGGCUUCAGUGGACGAACUGCGGCAGAAGCUGGAGGAGUCCGAGCUGAAGGAGGUUACCGAAGAUUUGGAAGCCAUUUCACACCACAGUGAUACCAAAAUUCGAAGCAUCAUUGGACGUCUGCUGGCGAUGGAGGAGGAACUUCGACGGGAACAGUACAAAAUGUCACUCGUUUUGACGCACAAGCAGCGCGUUAUCGAGGCGCAAGGUCAGCAAAUUGCCGCUCUAGAUGCGGCAAACAAUAGGCUAUUAACAGCCCUCUCCAGUCUGCGCAAUCGCUACGAGAAUCAGUCGAAUCAAAGUGAUGCCAGCUCGCCACAACCAACCAAUGCCAGUGCAUCCUCCUGCUAAAUCGAUACUGCUCUCUCUCACACACGUGCAUACACACCCACAUACACUUCCAGGAUGCAAAUUCCAAGAUCAAAGUCGAUUUGAAAAAAAAAAAAUAAACGUAGAAAACAAAUGAAAUGCAAUGGUAAAGUUCAAUGAAAAGAAAUGAUUUGUAAAUAAUCGUAAAAUGUAGAAGCUUUGAAUUAUACAUACCUACGUUUAAGGUUUUAAAUUAUUUAUUGUACAAUAUGAUGCACCCUGAAACAUGUAUUAUUCAGCAGGAAGUUUUAAGAAAUGAUAAUUAUCUAUCAUUACUAGUUUUUACUCGAUUCUAAGUAAAGCACAAUUGAUGCAUAUAGAUCAAACACCAACCAUCAUGCUCUGCUAAAUUUGUUAAAGGAUAUCUUUACAACUAAGCGUACUUAUAUGCAGAAGGAGAUACGCUACCACCUUAAUAAUUAACCACAAGAAAAGCUGCCCACUGAAAACUAACCUGACGCCAAUGGAAAAGCAAUUCGACUGCCUGGAAUCAAUUGUUUGUUUCCCUAAUAACAAAUUGAAGUAUUCAGCUUGAUUGUCUCUUCAACAAUUCAGCGACUUGGCGAUGCUUUUGUCUUAAAAGAUUUUUUUUUGGCUGCGCAGCAUUAUGGAUUAGCAAGAGAAAUGCAGUAAAUUUAUUAAAUGUAACCAAAGAACCAUUUCAUAAAUAAAAUAUACGAUCGACCCGAUCAUCAAUUCAGCUUAUCAGUAGUCUUAAACACAAAUCCGUACACUUGAAAGCUCUGUUUGGAAAGAUUUGUUGAAAAAUACACUUAUAAUCUAUUGGUGUAAAACUUUCGAUCUUCGAUUCUCGGUUUUUUUCUUUGCACUAUUUCUUUUUCCUUUCAACUCAAUCUGUAUUGAAUCGUUUUCCACGUACGGUUAGAUUGUUUUUUUUUUUCUACGUAUAUGAAUGCCUCCUCAAAAAAGCACACCACACCAUGCUACUUGUAGAAAGGGUUUCUGUAAUCAAGAAAUAUAUGAACUAUUUAUGUGAAA